AUGUCUGAAAUAUUGGACAGCACAAGUUUGACAGUGGAUAUCGAACGAAAAAUUGAUCAAAUUCUGAAAACUGAUCUUCCACUAUCCAGAGUAAAGAAAAUUGCAAAGUUGGAUCCUGAGGUCAGUAUGAUGAAUAACGAUGCUGCCCGGCUUGUAGCUAAAUCCACAGAACUGUUUUUAGUAGAGCUUGCUAAAGCAUGUUAUACCCAUGCAAGUGGAGACAAGAGGAAAACAGUUCAGAAGAAAGAUCUAGACCGUGUUAUAAAAACAGAUUGGAUGUUUGAAUUUCUUGAAGAUGCGCUAGACGGAUGGCCAGAGCCUGGCCGUUCUAAAAUCUUUGGUGAGAACGCUGAAACGUUGGAGGAGACAGAAGAGCUUGAUGACACAGUAAAUGGUGAGACUGCGGAAACAGCUAAUGAUGAUAGUAUGGAAGAUAUGGAAACUAUGCCAAUUAACCCCCACGUGAGUGAAGUUGAAAGUAAUGCAGAAACUGCAGAGGAAAGUGAGAACGAAGACAUCGUGGAAGAAACGCCUGACCUAUUCGAGUAA
Molecule: messenger RNA, 549 nt
Organism: Auanema sp. JU1783
Lineage: Eukaryota; Metazoa; Nematoda; Chromadorea; Rhabditida; Rhabditidae
Source: the annotation of a GenBank genome assembly